CAUUUUGAGGUGCCUCUCGCACAUCAGCACAUCACAUGCACGUGAUUGAGGUGCCUCUCGCCCUCAAGGAAAGGAGGAAAAGGAAAAAAGCAGCACAGUCACUCACUCACCCACUCUCCCCGCCCCGCCGCUUCGCUUAACCAAACACAACUACAUCAACACUCACUCCACUUGUCACUUCGGUUCAGAUUUUUCUGAAUCUGCCCCAUGCGUGGGGUGCGACCAGCACUGGCAUGCCCUUGUCAAACAUCGUACGCACUAAAUCAACCUGGACUAGACCUGCAACCAACGAGCCAACCAUCCAACCAUCCAGCCAGCCACAGUGCAGACAGAAGAAAACGGUCAUGAGUGUGGUCCUGUCGUCCUGUCGUCCUGUGCUUACGUUCCGACGCUUUGAUGAUUUGUCUGUGCGUCUGUUGAGACGGCAGCCCUCGCCGAUCCGCCGCCACAAAGGGUUCAACUGAUCCAGGACAGACCGAGAUGCACCCACGGAUGAUGGACGGACGUCGCAUGCGUCGCCUGGAGGGAUGGAAGCUAAGCUGCUUACGGCGUGUUGCAGGUAGUGUAUCCAGGUGUCUUCCUCCCAAUACUCGAUGUGCUCGAAGAAGACAAAGGUGCCAUUGGGCCGCAACACACGCUCCAACUCUGAUACCUGAUGCUGACAUGACACACACCAACAGACACAUCGCCUACACAUCCACACGUCCAGUCCACCAGUGGGCCAGGGCACCUUGAGGUGUGACACGGAGCACAGCACGUGCAGUGACACGACGGCAUCGAAGCUUUCGUCAGCAUAGCCACUCAGCGACACAUUGGAUGACAGAUGCACACGAGCCGCGGGCACCCCUGCACGCCAAGCCACGCUCCGUCCGCAUUCGUGAUCGAGUCGCUUGUGUGUGUAUCUGCUCGCUUACCCCUUUCUCGGGCUCGUGCUUGGAAUGUGUCCCAGAAGAAACGAUUUGGCUCGAUGCCCACGUACUCCUGCCCCCCACACACACAUACACAGAGGGGAUGCUGCUCUGCUGUCAAUCUGUCCAUUCGCACCUCGAUGGAAUCCCAUUUGUAGAAGGGCAAGCUAAUGCCCGACCUGCCGAUGGCAGUCAGGGACAGACUCUGAUUGACAGAUCCCAUGUGUAUGUCUGUGUGGCUCAUCGUACCCUGGCCCGAUCUCCAGCACUCGGCCGUGCAGCUCACCGAUCCAAUUCUCGACGGCAUCUGCACACAUACUUGGAUGGAUCGAUGAACGACACCAGUGGACGGACCUGUGGGGGGCGCUUGCCUAUGUGUCUAUCUGUGUGAGUACCGGUCUCACCUGGGUGUGUGAAGUUGUGUUUCGCCCUGACCUGCAGCCACGAGAACAGCUGCUGACUCCGGUGGCCAAACACACCAGGCUCUGCGCGCACACACCAACACAACAGACACGCUGAGGCGCAUCCGCGCAUGGAUCUGGCAGCGCUGCGAGAUGGUGUGUGUGUGUGUGUACCGAUUUCGACUGUUCCUCGCAGAUAGGCCACCCCUGCCGUCAACACCUGCAUAUGCAUGCUCCACACAGAUGCACACACAGCCAGAUCACUCGGCAGAGAGAUGCGUCCGAUCUUGUGUUGUCACGUCACGUACAGCAGCGAUGGCAGACAGGUCCCAGACGCAUGCACGUGCCGAACACAUCCCGCAAGGGAACGCUGG
This is a messenger RNA of Vitrella brassicaformis, 1683 nucleotides long. Lineage: Eukaryota; Vitrellaceae. The record is from the annotation of a GenBank genome assembly.